This is a messenger RNA of Bactrocera tryoni, 1680 nucleotides long. It is a transcript of the gene Ccdc114, whose product is annotated as coiled-coil domain-containing protein 63. The transcript is spliced from 8 exons. Bases 205 to 1626 code for a protein of 473 amino acids. NCBI's taxonomy places the organism in Eukaryota, Metazoa, Arthropoda, Insecta, Diptera, Tephritidae. The record is from RefSeq and is a predicted model, not a curated record.
GAGCCAGUAUGAAUGUAAAUACAUAAAUAUGUUUAUAAGUGUAGGUUUAAGACCUGUUGCUGUCGUAGCUUGGUGAUAAUACAGAAUUUUCCCGUUGCCAUGACUUUUGAUAUUUACGGCUAGUAAAUUAAUCAGUGAUAACACAAGCAUAACUUUGGAUAUUGUUAAUAUCAGAAUUACAUUUUAGAGUAAUUAAUAAAAAACAUGACAGAUCAAAAUGAGUUAGAUCAAUUAGCUGCAGCAGAACUAGAGAGACUGCAGCGACAACAUCGUACUUUGCAAUUGGAGCUUCGUGGUUUACUUGAAGAAAAGGCUAAGCAGUUGAAGAAACAGAAUCACAUGAUCACAGUCUUGCAACAAGAACAUCAGAAGUUAAAGGACGAAAUUAACACAUUGGAGAGCGGAACACAUGCCAGGAAGAAUACAAAUAAAGAAAAACGCUUGAGUUAUUUGCAAAGACAAAAUGUUGACCUUCAGCAAAUUUUGCAAGGCGAACGCGUAAAGCUUUGGGAACUGGAAGGCCACCUAAAGAAAGUGGAAAAGGAAAUUGAGGGUUUGCGAAAGAAUGAAGUGACUGAUAGUUGCUAUAAGGAGAGCAUUGGUAAAGUGCAAAAGAGCGUUGUCAAGUUGGAGAAUCGCUUGGACGUGGUUAACAAAAAAUGCAGCGACGUUUUGACGGAGAACUGCAAAUUGCGAAACUCCAUAAAUCACAUGUUGCAGGAUCGCUCGAAUUUCAACGACAUGUGGCAGACAAUGGUCACACAAUUUAAUGAGGGUAAGAAAUACAUUAUGGAGCUAAUAGAUCAGUCUACAGUGGCCUUUGAUUUACGCGAAGAGCUUUGCAACAAAUUACAAGUGCUCAAGGACCGCAGUGAGAACGAUAAAAUUAUGCAUAUACAGGAAAUGCGUGAGAUGCAACGUCGCCUCGAACAUGAUGCGAAAUUGCAGAAGUUCUUCGACAUUAAAGGCAAGAAGCGUCUAAAUCCCGAGCUGGAGCAACGUGAGGCCAACAAAAAGCUCGCAUUGAAAGAAAACUUUGAGCGACAGUUGGAGGAAUAUCAUGCCAUCAUUGAUGAUAUUAAAGAACUAUAUGCGGUGGAGGAUACAGACUCUCUGACAGCACAAUUCAAGCGCCAGGAAGAGGAAAACUUUGCACUCUUCAGUUACGUUAAUGAGUUGAGUCACGAAGUAGAGACUUUGAAUGAGACCACACAAGAAUUGAGCGAAGAAAUUGAACGACAACAGGCUGAACACGAAGAGAAGGAGCUAAAGCAGAAAACAGAAGCUUUAGAUUACUUAAAUAGCGAACUGGAAAAGAUUGAACUGGCAGCCAAGGAGGCAAGCGAUAGAGAGUUGGCACUGCAUACGCGUUUGGAUCAAAUGUUGCAGGGAAUUUUAGAGAUUUUCAAACUUUUAUCUUGCGAUGAUGCUCCAAUAUUAAACGUGCUGAGCUCAAAAACAGUAUUAACGGUUCAUAAUGUUAAACUUUUCGUUGGCGUAAUUGAGCGCCGAAUAAAUACCGUUAUUAGCAAUGUGAACGUGGAUGAAUCUUCGACCAAAAUAUUGGGUAGAAAGGAUCGUGUUCCAAAGUUUAAUAUCAAAGAGUCAGCGAAGGGAAAAAACUAAUUUAUUGUAUCGGAAAAAACGCACUGUACGGAUUAUUAUAAUAUAUUUAUUAAU